Messenger RNA from Myodes glareolus (Bank vole), 6572 nucleotides. Lineage: Eukaryota; Metazoa; Chordata; Mammalia; Rodentia; Cricetidae. The record is from RefSeq and is a predicted model, not a curated record.
AGGGGGUUCACGCUCGCUCUUCAGCUGUCCCUUUUCCUCCAACUCAUCGGUUGACAUCUGAAGAAGUAUUUGAUAUGGAUGGGAUACCCAGGGUUGAUGUUCUGAAGAACCACCUGGUUAAAGAAGGUCGGGUGGAUGAAGAAAUUGCACUUAGAAUUAUCAAUGAGGGUGCUGCCAUACUGCGGCGGGAGAAAACCAUGAUAGAAGUAGAAGCUCCAAUUACAGUGUGUGGUGACAUCCAUGGCCAAUUUUUUGAUCUGAUGAAACUUUUUGAAGUAGGAGGAUCACCUGCUAAUACACGAUACCUUUUUCUUGGUGAUUAUGUGGACAGAGGUUAUUUUAGUAUAGAGUGUGUCUUAUAUUUAUGGGUCUUGAAGAUUCUAUACCCAAGCACAUUAUUUCUUCUGAGAGGCAACCAUGAAUGCAGACACCUUACUGAAUAUUUUACCUUUAAGCAGGAAUGUAAAAUUAAGUAUUCCGAAAGAGUCUAUGAAGCUUGUAUGGAAGCUUUUGACAGCUUGCCCCUUGCUGCACUUCUAAACCAACAAUUUCUUUGUGUUCAUGGUGGACUUUCACCGGAAAUACAUACACUGGAUGAUAUUAGGAGAUUAGAUAGAUUUAAAGAGCCACCUGCAUUUGGACCAAUGUGUGACUUGUUAUGGUCUGAUCCUUCUGAAGACUUUGGAAAUGAAAAAUCACAAGAACAUUUUAGUCAUAAUACUGUUCGAGGAUGUUCUUAUUUUUAUAACUAUCCAGCAGUGUGUGAAUUUUUGCAAAACAAUAAUUUGUUAUCGAUUAUUAGAGCUCAUGAAGCUCAAGAUGCAGGCUAUAGAAUGUACAGAAAAAGUCAAACUACAGGGUUCCCUUCAUUAAUAACAAUUUUUUCGGCACCUAAUUACUUAGAUGUCUACAAUAAUAAAGCUGCUGUACUAAAGUAUGAAAAUAAUGUGAUGAAUAUUCGACAGUUUAAUUGUUCUCCGCAUCCUUACUGGUUGCCCAAUUUUAUGGAUGUCUUCACAUGGUCUUUACCAUUUGUUGGAGAAAAAGUAACUGAAAUGUUGGUAAAUGUUCUGAGUAUUUGCUCUGAUGAUGAACUAAUGACAGAAGGUGAAGACCAGUUUGAUGGUUCAGCUGCAGCCCGGAAAGAAAUCAUAAGAAACAAAAUUCGAGCAAUUGGCAAGAUGGCAAGAGUCUUCUCUGUUCUCAGGGAGGAGAGUGAAAGCGUGCUGACACUCAAGGGCCUGACUCCAACAGGGAUGUUGCCUAGUGGAGUGUUGGCUGGAGGACGGCAGACCUUGCAAAGUGGUAAUGAUGUUAUGCAACUUGCUGUGCCUCAGAUGGACUGGGGCACACCUCACUCUAUUGCUAACAAUACACAUAAUGCUUGCAGGGAACUCCUUCUGCUUUUUAGUUCCUGUCUCAGCAGCUGACAUAAGCAGGGUACUAUACGAUAGGCAGUAUCUGAUUAGUACCUGGUCAGGGCAUAAUAUUGAUAGAACGGGUUGUCUUUCAAUUGAAAAUAAUGGUCAGUUUCCCAACUUUUUAUAAAAUGAUAUGGGAACAUCUCAUGUCAUAAUUCUGAAAUAUUUAUUGAUACAUUUGUCUAAUGCACCUUUUUCUUUUAAAAACCUCAGUCAAGAAUGUGAAUCAGGGAUAUACAUAUUACUAAAAUGGAAAUGUAAUUCCAACUUUAACUUUUAAAAUUUAUAUAAUUGUAUUAGAUUAUGCUUACAUUUUCAAGUAUUUGAUUUUUGAGUUAAAAUUCUGCUUAGACCCAAAAAUUUCCUUUAUGCACUUCAUUUGCUAAAAGAUUUAUGCCAAGUUUUGUACCCUGGUAAAUGAUUAGAGUUUGUUUUCUGUGGUGUUUGUCAAAUGUUCUAUGUAUAAUUGACUGUCUGUAACAUGCUGUUUUCUUCCUCUGCAGAUAGAGCUGCUUUCCUAAAUCUGUCUGUCUUUCUUUAGGGUAGCUGUAUGUCUGUAAAUAUAUGUUCAAUUAAAUUACUCUAUCAGACGCUUGUCUGUCUUUUGAUGUAGAAGCAGCUUUGUAGCACCUUGAUUUUAGGUUUGCUGCAUUUGUUCAUGCACUUGGUGCAUUCUGAACAUGAAUGUAACAUUAGAUAUUAAGCUAUUGUUAUAAAGGGUUGAAUUUAAAUCCUGUAAGUCAAAAUUGAAAGGGUGUUAUUAAGUGUGCCUUUAUUUUGCAUGAAAAUAAAAAAAUUAUACGUAAAGCAUUCCUGUAAUCUGGCUCGUUGAAUAUUUUAUGUUUUUUAAAAAGCUAACUUGAUUGUUUUAGUAUCUGUGUAAGUCCUGGGUAAACUUUGAAAGCCCAUUAUAGAUUAAAUAGAAUAAAGUGCUGUGAAUAUUGCAGCCCAUACACAAUAGUGCACAGUCUCAAUGUCUUUAAAAAUUGUAAUGUGGAAAAAACUAUACAUAGAGCCACUUUGACAUCCCUCCAAGGCUUCUUGUUCUAUUAAAACAUGCAGUGAUAGAUCUGUUGUCCAUAAUACAUUUUUUUGGGUGUAUUUUGUGAAUUUUUUUAAAGUGAAGAAAAAAAAAGAAAUUCCCUUAUGUCAUUUUACUCAAUUCAAAAAGAAUCCUUUUUAUUUAAAAUAAUUUUUGGUAGACAAAUAAUUUUAUCCUAUAUGUGUUCUAUUUUAUGUUAUUCUAUUGUCUGUUGUUUACCACUGGUGCAAGCAAGUUCAACUAAGUACAGUAAUGGCUUUCUGAUUGAGUAGAAACCAUAUAUAGCUUCAGAUUUUUAUGCUGAAUGAGGGUUUUUUGUUGUUGCUUUUUUUGUUUUUGUUUUGUUUUUUAGUUUUUGAAAUAAUUCAGAACCUUGAACAUUAUUGUACCACUAAGCUAUAUUCCCUUCCCAAGAUUUCUUUUUCCUUUUCUUAAUUUUGGAUUUGAACAAACUGUUUCUGAUCUUCUUUAUUUUCUUUGCCCUCUACUUUUCCUUUACAAAAAUUUUAAAUGCCAAAGAGAAUUUCAUAAAUUUAAUUUAAACAUUAAUAAAACCUUAAAUAUUCAAUACAAAUUACAAAAUUGUUGCUAGUAAAGGAUAAUUCUAAUAAGAAAAAAUAUGCCCGUUUAAAAAAGAAAAACACAAAAUUAAAAGAUAGCAUAUUUAAAUAAAUCUACUUGUUAGUUUUACAUUGUAUCCAUGGCAAACCAUGCUUUCAGAUUUCUCAGUUAGCACCUGCUAAUUACAUGCUUUGUUGACAGCUCAGUACUUCUAUUUAUUCUUACUUUGCAUGAAGCCUGAAGCUCAUUCCUUCAACUUGGAAACCACCCUCAGCUGCAGGGAAGGUUUGAAAGACAGCAGCUUUGUUGAAGGGACUGUCUGUUCCUAUCCUAGAGUGAAUUACUGGAAGGAGCUGAGCUUAAGGUGUCUAAUUUGGGAAACUGGAUAGCUCCCUAGUUCUACUAGGGAUGACUCCUGAUGUUAUGUUAUGCUUUGAGCAUUUGGUUGAAGUUAUUUCCCUAGCAUAUGAAAACUUGUUUUAAAAUAAGUAACAGCUCAUAUAGAAACUACAUCUUUGAGAUUUUUUUUUACUUGAAAACAUUGUUUUAAAUCUCUAUAGAUAGAGACUCUAAUGUGUAUGUAUGACUGAGAGAUAAUAUGAAAUUAAAUUUAAUUUUGAACCUUCAAGACUAUUUUCAGAACAUAGAAAUUACCUUUUCAGUAUCUUUUAAAUUUUUUUCUUUUAUUUUUUUGAGACAGUGUCUCACUGUAUAGCCUUGACUGGCCUGGAGUUCACUAUAUAGACCAGGUUUUCCUCGUACUCAUACAGGUCCUCCAGCCUCUGUUUCAUGAGAUACAAAUCCUCUAGCCCCUGCCUCCUGGGUGCUGGAAUCAAAAGCAUAAGCACCACCAUGCCCAGCUUCUUUUUAGUAUCUUUGAAGCUAAUUCAUAUGUUAUUUUUGGGUGGAGGGGGUUGUUGCUGUUGUUUUAAAAACUACAACUCAGCUGUACUUCAAUUUUGGAGUUUUGUAAUUUUUUUCAUGGUAAUUUCAUUGGGAAUUAGUCUUAUAAAUCUUUGCAUAUCAUAUUUUCCUAUGUGGGAAAAUAUCUAGCUAUCUCUAUUUUAAUAAUGCCAAAUUCCUGUUGAUUGUUCUUUAUUGUAUUGAAGAACAUAAUAGUUAAAGGCAGUGCUAUACUGAUACUUACUAAUUAGCACUGUGUUCUGUGUAAAUGAAAAUAAAGGAGAAGUACAGUAUGGCUUUCAGUAUGACUCAAUUGUAUAGUUAUCAUGUUUCAUCCUAGUUUACUAUUUAAACUUCAGAUGUCCAUAUUUCAGUUCUGAGCCUUUAAACUUGACAGAGUAUAUAACUUACUGUCAAGUUUCAUAGCUUAGAGUUUAUCAGUAGAAUUUUAGACUUUUGAUAUAAUUAAAUGAUACUAAUUCUCUUAAUGAAGUCAAUUUUAGUCUUAAUUUAUCAUACACAAGUUAUAGAAUGUUUACUACCAGUCUCUUCUGCUAUCACAACUCUUAAACCAUAUUCCAAUAGACAUUUUUUCUUCUUUUAACUUUAAAUUACAAAGUGUUCACAUUAUGAAGGGGGUUGAUGAUGAAUGUUCGAGAACUGAUAAAUAUAUACGGGUCUUUUUUUCAUUCUGUUUUGUAUAUUUUUGUUUGUUUGUUUGUUUGAGACAAGGUCUCACUGUGUAACCCUGGCUGGCCUGGAACUCUCAGAGCUCCACCUGCCUAAGUGGUGGGAUCAAAGGAUGGCCACUAUGCCCAGGAAGAGGGAUCUUUUGUCCUAGUUUCCUCUCUGGAAAAAUUUUGUACAAUUCUUUGCAGAUGCACAUUACUAGAUUUUUUUUUCAAAGUUGAAUUGCACAGUGGGCAUAUAAUUUGUAUGUCUGAAUAAUUUCAUUUAACAAGUAAGGAAUUUUACAUCUUUAUUCAUUAUUCAUCCUACCUCUUUUAGACCCCCAAUUCACUUUCUGAUUAAGAUCACUACUGUUUUCUAAUUUAGUUUUUAAGACUCUUCCAUUCAUAACUGUUUUGGAUGAAAUAAUUUCUAAAUCAUACAUUUUUUUAAAAAAGACAUUUCAGAAACAAGUAUUCUAAUUACCAUUAUUGUAGAAGAAACAAAGCAGACAAAUUGUAGCAUACUUGUAAUUUUCUGAGCAUACACACUUUGUGUACAGAAGGGUAACAUUGUCAGGCAGGUACUAUUAUUCUUUGCAAUUUUAGAUUAUACUUUCCAGUGUGAACUCUUGUUUGUUUAUUUGUUUGUUUAAACCCCAAAAUGAGCAAACAAGUAACCUUUAAAAUUUUUUUAAUUAUUAUUUUACUAUCUUAUUCAUAUGGCCUGCAUAUAUGUACAUGUACUAUGUGUGUGCAUUUAUGGUGUCCUUGGAGAUCAGAAGAGAAUAUCAGAUUUCCUGGGACUGGCAUUACAGAUGGAUUGUUAGGUGUCAUGUUGGUGCUGGGAAAUAAACUUCAAGUCUCUGUGAAAACAGCAAAUGUUCUGAACUGCUAACUCUGCAUUGCUCAGAAAGGCAUCUUUGACUACAAAAUGUACAACUAAAUGUUCAGUUCUUUAAAUGAUCCAGUGCAAGUUAUACCAAGAACUUUUUUCUCACUUGACCCUUAUUAUGAAAUAAUUAGGACUAGUUGCCUGAAGACAUUUUCUUUAAUUCCUUUCUGAUUAGCGUAUGGGUUUGGAAAGGUGCCCAGUAGCCUUUUUUCUUCACCUAAGAAUGCAGGCUUCUUGCAUCCAAUCAAACUAAUUAUCAUGAUAAACUGAAUGUAAAUAGAAUUUUAAAAAUGUUAUAGGUGUUUAGAUAGUUUAGAGUAGGAGCUAGGGCAUAGUAGUAUACACUAAUAGUCUCUCAGCUUCUUUAGAAACAAAUGCAAGAUGAUCAGCCUCCUUCAAAACAAACAAAACUGAAGUUCCUAGCAUAGAGAAUGAUUUCUUUUAGAGUUCCCCUAAAGAACAGAACUUGAAAAUUAUAUUUAGAUUAAUUCAAUAAAUAUAGGGUCCAUCAGUUUUAUCACAGUUGUACCAGAUUUUCUGCUAUACUUUGCAUUGUAAAUUUAAAGGGACCAAAAACCGUUAUUGACCCCUUCCUAGUUUGUAUCUUAGGGAACCAAAUAGUGAUGAAUGUUGUUAAUAUUAGAAGUGAAAGAAAAGAUUCUCUUGUUUCCUUUUCUGCUGCAGUGCUAUCAUAAUUUUUCUGUAAUGAUAAUACACUGAUAAAACAAACAUAAUUGAAAAUUCUAGCCAUAAAAAUACUGAAUUCAGGAUAAGUAAUUAAUACUGGAAUGCAUUAGCAUGGGUGUUGAGGUGUCUGUCUUUAUAAUAGGUCUAUAUGUCCUGUACUCUGAUGUCGUAGUGCUGUGUGUAAGCUGUGCUGUGUUAGGAAUUGGGGGAUUGGGUGGAGCUCUCUAAUAAUGGGUAUAGUUUGUGUUCAAUUGUAAAUAAUGAUAUAGUUUGGGUACUGUGAUAUAUUAAGUGAUCAUUGCCUUUUCUGCUGUACAAUAUGACCCUUCUCAUCUCUCUCAUUCAUUUUGCAUGCCUCUGCUCACUUCUGUACAGCCACAGUUGAGGCUAUUGAG